This is a messenger RNA of Fonticula alba, 1017 nucleotides long. Its product is annotated as ubiquitin-conjugating enzyme E2 4. Gene Ontology annotation, cellular component: nucleus. Gene Ontology annotation, biological process: protein polyubiquitination. The coding region runs from base 191 to 637 and encodes 148 amino acids. The transcript has 2 exons. NCBI's taxonomy places the organism in Eukaryota, Rotosphaerida, Fonticulaceae. The record is from RefSeq and is a predicted model, not a curated record. Gene Ontology annotation, molecular function: ubiquitin conjugating enzyme activity.
UUUCAGCUAGCCGAUGGGUGUAAAAAUCCUAUUUUCCUCUCUUCCCCCUCCUCUUCCCUCGCUGCGUGUUUGUGUGUUCCUCCCCCACCCGCGCGUCCCCCUCCCCCCCCCCACCACACAGCAGAAUCAGCUCCGUGAGUUUCUGCCUUCCUCUUUUCAGACCUUGCGAUAGUUUUUCGUAGCUUCCACCAUGGCCCUUAAGCGCAUUCAGAAGGAGCUCCAGGAUCUGGCCCGCGAUCCGCCCACCUCCUGCUCGGCCGGCCCGGUCGGCACCGAGAUGUUCCACUGGCAGGCUACCAUCAUGGGCCCGGCGGACUCCCCCUACGCCGGCGGUGUUUUCUUCCUUAACAUCCACUUCCCCACCGACUACCCCUUCAAGCCCCCCCGUGUGAACUUCACCACCAAGAUCUAUCACCCGAACAUCAACUCCUCCGGAGCCAUUUGUCUGGACAUUCUUCGCGACCAGUGGUCGCCGGCGCUGACCAUUUCCAAGGUCCUGCUGUCCAUUUGCUCCCUGCUGACGGAUCCCAACCCGGAUGACCCGCUCGUUGCCGAUGCCGCCAACCUCUACAAGUCCGACCGCGAGAAGUACGAGGCCACCGCCCGCCAGUGGACCCGGAAAUACGCCCACGGCUAAGGAGGCCGGCGCACACUCCUCCCCCGAGCACACAUGUGCUCGAGAGCAGUCCCGCCCCCCCCCCUCCCUCGCGCAUGUGUGUCUGGUGCAUACAUAGGGUUUGCGCGCUGUGUGGGUGAGUGUGUCACUUGUGGACGUGCAGCCGCUGUGUGGUGAUCCCAGUGUGUGUGCCCCCCCCCCCUUCCCACCCCUCUCUUCUCCCUCUCCUUGUAGUUGUUGGGCGCAUGUGCAUCCCCCUCCUUUCCCCUUGUGCAUGUGUGUGUGUGUGCAUGUGCCCCGUCGUCCUCUUUUCUCCCCCUCUCGCCUCCCUCUCUUCGCGCUCUCUCCCCCACCCCACCCCCUUGUGCCGAUAUACAGCGUCAGCCCUUUUCUCUUCCAUA